Trichomycterus rosablanca is the source of this 900-nucleotide messenger RNA. RefSeq names its product orthodenticle homolog 5 (gene otx5). The record is from RefSeq and is a predicted model, not a curated record. Gene Ontology annotation, molecular function: RNA polymerase II cis-regulatory region sequence-specific DNA binding; DNA-binding transcription factor activity, RNA polymerase II-specific. Gene Ontology annotation, cellular component: nucleus. Gene Ontology annotation, biological process: regulation of transcription by RNA polymerase II; multicellular organism development. NCBI's taxonomy places the organism in Eukaryota, Metazoa, Chordata, Actinopteri, Siluriformes, Trichomycteridae. The coding region runs from base 1 to 900 and encodes 299 amino acids. The transcript has 4 exons.
AUGAUGUCCUACAUUAAACAGCCCCAUUACGCAGUGAACGGGUUAACACUGUCCGGGCCGGGCAUGGACCUCCUCCACACCGCCGUGGGAUACCAAAAAAACUGUCCAGACUACACGCCCCGGAAGCAGCGGCGCGAGAGGACCACGUUUACCCGCGCGCAGCUGGAUGUGCUGGAGUCGCUGUUCGCUAAGACGCGCUACCCCGACAUCUUCAUGCGCGAGGAGGUGGCGCUAAAGAUCAACCUGCCCGAGUCCAGGGUCCAGGUCUGGUUUAAAAACCGUCGUGCUAAGUGUCGCCAGCAGCAGCAGCAGAGCAGCGGCCAGCCCAAACCCCGCCCUACCAAAAAGAAAUCAUCUCCCGCCCAAGAGACGACCUCUGACCCCGCUACGGCUAACUCUAACAUCAAUGCACCGUACAGCCCUGUAGCUCUACAACCACCGAUCCCACCGCCGGCCGUCACGCCGAGCUCGAGCGGGUCCAACGCCAACGCCAGCGUGUCCAUCUGGAGCCCCGCCUCCGUCUCGCCGUUGGCCGAUCCGCUCUGCGUGUCGAGUAAAACCGCUUACGCGAUGACGUACGCGCAGACGCCCGCCUACGCUCCGGCCUACGCCACCACCUCGUCUUACUUCAGCGGCCUCGACUGCAGCUCGUACCUGUCUCCCAUGCACGCGCCGCUCUCAGCCACCGGAGGGGGCGCUCUCAGCCCCAUCGGCUCCUCGUCCUCCAUGACUCUCGGGCAGUCUCAGGCCGCACAGGGUUACGGUGCCGCGUCCCUCGGUUUCAGCACCAUCGACUGUCUGGACUAUAAUAAAGACCCGAUGGCGUGGAAGCUUAACUUCGGAGCGGCCGACUGCCUGGACUACAAGGACCAGAAUUCCUGGAAGUUCCAGGUGUUAUAG